UAAAGGGAACUGAAAAAUCCCCCCACAAUGCAUUUCACAAGACGGGCACCUGCACGAUUAAACAAAACUUUGUUUGUAUCUUAGUAAACCACAAGUUUGAUGUCAAGAGAACAACUGAGCUAUUUCUAAAAGAGCUUUUCCUCUCCUUGCCAAAAUUUAGUUUUUGAUUUUAAAUUGCAAGUGAAUAAUCAGUGAUCAGAAGUUGAUUUGUUGAGUAACGAACGACGCCAACAUGGCCGUCUUGCGACAGACGAAUACGAAGUUGGCACUAUAUCAGCAGGAAAAUGCAUUGUUUACUUGUGACAACAUUGUCAUCAUGUACUCAUCUCAUUUAUAAUUCCAUGUUAGUUAAAAAUACGAACUGAAAACUAUAAUAGAUUAUAACAAGGACAUGAUUCUUCGUGAAUCACAUAAAAUUGACAGGAAAAAUAUUGACAUUAUUCAUAAUGUCUUUCAAACAAAAUAAUACAAAAGAAAAGAAAAAAGCUAGAAUAUAUUGCAAUAGAUAUGAAACUAUUAAGCGACUUGGGAAAGGGAACUUUGGAACAGCUUUCUUAGUACGAGAUCGUCGACUGAAAACCAGAGUAGCAGAAGGAGAAUCAGAUUUGAAAGUUUUAAAGGAGAUAUCUGUAGGAGAGCUAGCUCCUGAUGAAACUGUAGAUGCAGUAAAUGAAGCUAAAGUCUUGUCUAAACUGAAUCACCCAGGGAUUGUUAAAUUCCAUGACAGUUUUAUAGAUGGAGAAUCAUUCUGUAUUGUAACAGAAUACUGUGAGGGUGGUGAUUUAGAUGCUAAAAUAAAUGAAUUAGCCAAGUCAAAGAAAAGCUUAGAAGAGAAAACAAUAUUAGAUUGGUUUGUACAGUUAGUGUUAGCUGUGCACUAUAUGCAUACAAGAAGAAUUCUACAUAGAGAUCUUAAAUCAAGGAAUAUCUUUUUGAAAGGAAAUAUGGUAAAAAUAGGAGAUUUUGGUAUAUCUAAAAUCUUAAUGGGAACAGCUGACCUUGCCUCUACCUUUACAGGGACACCAUAUUAUAUGAGUCCUGAGGUUCUUAAGCAUGAAGGUUACAACUCUAAAUCUGAUGUUUGGUCCAUAGGUUGUAUAUUAUAUGAGAUGUGUACUUUAUCCCAUGCCUUUGAUGGGAAGAGUUUGAUGGCUGUAAUGUAUAAAAUUGUGGAGGGAGAUCCUCCUAAACUACCAGAUACAUAUUCAAGUGAAAUUAGCAGGCUAUUAAAUAUAAUGUUACAGAGAGAUCCAGAGAAAAGACCAUCAGCAACAGAUUUAUUAAAAGAAACAUUAUUAGCCAGUCAUAUUGCUAAAAUGUCCAAAGACUAUCAAUCUAGACAUACAGAUCAUGCUACUAAAGAUGCUGAAGAAAUCGCUAAAUUACUAAAGCAAAAAUCAAGACUGAAAGAUUUACAAGAGAAGGAAGAAGAUCAGAAAUGGAAGAACUUACCUCCGAGAGAAAGAAUGAGGAUCAGAAAACAACAGCAAGCUGACCAAGAAGCUGAAAGAUUAAGGGAAUCUGCCAAAUUACAGCUGUCUGAAAAUAUACAAAGAAAAAACCAGAUUCAGAAAACCUUACACAUGCAAUCAGUACCAGCAUGGGCUGGUGGCUCAGGAGAAGGAGAGAAAUUCAGAGAGGCAUUAACGGUCGUCCGUGAAGAUGACAAGACCAUUAAACCAAGUAAAGACUUUGGAACUAGAUCUGCACCAUUGUUUAUUCAGCAUGAAAUAACAGAAUCCAGUGACGAAGAAGGGGAGACAAUCAAAUCACGAACAUUAACUGGUGCUGAGAUACACCAUACUUUACUGAACUUUAAACCUGAAGACCGACCCAUUACACCGCUAAGAGACAAGAUGAUAUAUGAUCUCGCCAAUUCUUCUUUAGAUUUUAAAGAUGGUAUACCUGACAAUCCAGAAGUAGCAGAUACAUUUUAUUCUCAAUAUGAAGAUUUUGAUAAAUCAUCAGAUUCUGAUGAAGAGAUGGGAACUGUCAUACACAGAAACUCAGAACAGGGUACAAUUGUGCCUAACUCAAUAUCUACCACUGUCGGAGAGGAAGGCCAGUUCUAUGAACUUUUAAAGGAUGUCCUUGAUAAAGGAGAGGAUGCAGAAUCCACCCUGACAUUUCAAGAGGAUCAUGAAGCAGGAGCAUUUGGACCUGUUGUUAGAGAGCAGAAAAUAAAAAAUCUCAGGGCUGAAUGUCAAAAAUAUCUUGGAGAAGAAGCAUUUGAAAAGGCAUAUACCUACCUGAAGAAAGCAAGAUAUGAAAAACAAAAUUCCCUGGAUUCAGCUGAAGAAGACAUUAUGCAAGGACUAAGAAAAUUUGUUAAAAAUCCCAGUGAUUGUUUCUUAGUGGACCAAUUGUUAUUUUUAGAGGAACAAGCAAAAAUAAGUAAAGGAUGAUUUUAAGAUUUUUUAUUGGACCAAAUCAUAUUAUAUAUGAGGGUAUAAAAACCAUGAAAUGAUUGGUGAUAAACUAGAGAUCUGGAUUAAUUGCAAAAUGUAAAAGACUGUGAUUGGUUUUAAAAGGUUGUGCAAAACUAUACUGCUGAUAAUUGUACCUUUGGAUAAUGAUCUAUUUAUAGAAAUAAGACAAUACAAUUAUGUCCAAGACAAUUCUUGUUUGUUUUGUUGGAAUUAGAUUCCAAGAACAUUCAGCCCCUAAUAAAAUGUAUAGGAUUUAAAAUAGUUAACUAAGUACAACUUAUUAUGUACUAACAAGGGCUUCUACCUUUAAAAUUUUUUGUUGUAUGCAGAAAGAAUAGAAUGAUGUAAAUAGGGUUACUGUUUGGUAGAAUUUCUAUUUUUGACACAAUCCCCACUGAAAAAAUUGAUAAGAUUAAGUUGUAUAUUGCUGUUUAGAAAAUAAGGCAUUUAGAAAUAAGCAUUAUUCAUUAUAAUUGUAACUCCCAACAUUUGCUGAGGUUAUUCUAUUCCUGUUUCAUGAGUGAAUAUGCAUCAUCUCCCUUUGCCUAACAUGUGGCUGGUAUGAGACUAAAUGUAGUUUAAUAUUUUAUAUUUGAAAAGCACCUUAUGUGAGAUUUAUGUGAACUGACAGCAACCCCCCCAUAAAAAUAUGUUUAACAGAGGUUAUCAAAGAAAUGCCAUUGACACAAAAAUCACAGAAAACAUUAAGAUGUAGCUAAAGAAAACCAUUAACAAAGUUCAUAACUUGUCAUAAACAUGUGGCAAGUAUUAACUACAUUUUUUAGGUUCUAAAUUUUUUCCUUUUUGAGGGAAAAGAAUUGGCAGAUCCAAAGUUUUUUUUAACCAGCAAAUACUUAUAAUCAUAUGAUAAUCAGAAAUUACUCUUAUAUAUAUUUAGGGAAACAUAUGAAUAUGAAAACACUUCUUGCCAGUCGCUGUAGAAACGGUAUGAGAUUUUUUCCUACCUCACCACAAAAUGUCAGAUCAGUAAAUUUUUGGGAUAUAUUUUACAAUAUAUUUUAUGAUUUAUGUUGUGAAAUAAUAUGUAGCACAUAAAUCAGUCCAAUUCCAAAAACAUUCCAACCAUAGCAUUAUAGUGAUACAUUUUUGUAGUAUUAUACGCUGUCAUUCCAUUUGUAUAAUUGUUUAUACUAACCUGUACAAAAUUACACCAAUCAACGUUGUUUUUAUGGACAUCAAUUAUUAUACACUUGAUGUGUAAAUGUGGAUUGUUAACCUGGUCGAUGAGUGUAGUUUAAAUAUUAUGUUGCGUUACUUUUCACAUUAGUUUACAUCUGGGCCCAUUAUGGUUGUAAAUUUUGUUUAUCAGUUAGGAUUUUACAUUUUUAAAGUAAAUAUUUAGCAAGGAUUAUACUAUGAAUAAAGAUUAAGCAAUGAUUUUACUAAAGUGAAGAUUUAGCAAUUAUUUAACUUAAAGUAAAGGUUAAGCAAGAAUUUUACUCCUAAUGAUAUAAACAAAAUAUUAAAAAAUACCAAAAGGUGUAUCUGUUUCUUUUACAGAAAACUGUUUACAAGGAAAAGAUAACUCAAAUAAAAAAAAAAACAGAAAUUGAAAAGGUGAAUAAAUGUGAAAAGUAAUGUAACAAAUGUUUUGUCAUACACUGUUAUUAUAAGUUCCUACUUAGUUAAAUAAUUUAUUAGUUUUAUAAUGUUGUUGAGAAUAUAUUUUUGUUACUUAAUGGUUUUUUUACAAGCAAUGUGUUUAAUAUAGUAUGUUUUAUUUAUGUAUAUAGUUUUCAUGAGUAUUUAUAUAUUUUUGACGUUAGUAGUUCUCAAUCAAAGAACUUAUUUUGUGAUGAGUCAGUAAGUUGCUAGAGUUAUGUAUAAAUUGUUUGAAUGAGCUAGCAAGAGAAGCACUGCAAAUGGGUUACAAUGAAUUGUUUUCAUUUUCUCUCUAGUGAUGUUGCCAUUUGCUGAAAUGCAUGACUCCAAUUCUAAACAGAUUAUGUAUUUUAGAUAUACAUAAUAUAGGAAAAACAAAAGCUAUCAGAAUUACAGAAAAAUAUAAAUGGAUAAAACUCUUUCAAAUAUUUUAAGAUUUUAAAUGAUAAUAAUAAAGUGAUUUUUAUAGAUUUCAUUGAGAUUAAUUGAACAUAUUUCCAAUAGGACCAUGCUGUUUGGAUCUAUACAUUAAAGCUUGCUGCUCUUGUGAGCCAUGGCUCUGUGUUGAAGACUACUUUGACCUAUAAUGAUUUACUUUUACUUACAUUUUGUGACUUGGAUGAAGAGUUGUCUCAUAGGCACUCAUAACACAUCUUCUUAUAUCUAUUAACAAAAUUCCCAAUAUUUCAUAUUAUCAUCAGUAUUGUAACUCUUAGAGAUUUUAGAAAUAGAAAAGGGAUAUUUCUGCUGUGUCAGAAAAUCAGGUUAGUUUUUAGAUGAUCCACUAUUUGUUUCUAAUUGUACAUUUUAUUUGACAGUCAACUUCAUGGGUUUAAAUGCAGCAUCUUACAUUGGUGGUUGAUUGUUCGACAGUACAUUAUGUAACAUCAAAGUCACAUGAGAACCAUUUUGGUGGUCAGUAAUAUUUAAUUUUCUUUUUUAUUUCUCUCAAAGUAUAAUUUCUGGCAUAAUAUACAUACCAUUUUAGCAUGACAUAGAAUGUUUGAGAUGUGCCACAGCAAUAUAUAGUGAAUAGUUAGAAUUUGAAUUGAGUAUUAGUUGAUAAGUACCAAGAAAUAGGUAGUAAACAUAUCAUAAAGAAACCAAACUAACAAAUAGUUUAAAAACCUGUACUUACUAAACCUUGCACACAUUAUGGUUUUCAAAACAUGGAUAGAACAAUGUGUAGUAUUGUGAUCUUAUCAGAAUUAACAUUGUAUGUUGCUGGACAAUUCUGUUUCAGAUUGGAACACAUUUUUAACUGUUAAUUCUUGAUUCUUGUUGAGAUAUUUUUUCUUAAUACUUUAAACAUUUCCAUAUCGACUAGAUUUUUUAGUAAAAAGUUCUAUUUCUUUAUAGAUUUUGCAACAUUUCUAUUUAAACUGGCAAGUUAAAAGCCAAUUUAAGGUCUGUUUGAGAGUUUAUAUUCAAUUCUGCUUAAUUUAUUUCUUAUUUGUGUUUGUAUAUGCAACUUGUGUUCAUUUUCUUUAAAUGUUGAUAUAAUUUAGCAUAUGUAUGAAGUGUGAUAUGUGUAUUUUUAAAUGCUGAGUGUUAUGCUUUUUGCAAACCAUUGCAGCAGCAGUGGGUAGUAAGAGUCCUUAUCUUUUAUGGGUAUAUAUAUAUUUUGUAUGUGCAAACAGUAGCAUAAACGAACCUCAGAUGCUUAUGAUUUUAUAAAUCAAAAGUUGUGGUGUAUUUAGUUAAUUGGGUGUAAAAAUGGAAUAAUGACGCGGUAUGAUUGCAAAAUGAGAAAACUCUCCACCAGAGAGCAAAUACUUACAAAUUAGCUUUAUUGGUAACUGUAGGGUCUUCAGCAAUGAGCAAAAAAAAAAAUACAAAGGACCAUAUUCAUACACUUUAAAAAGUAAUUUGCAGAAAGAAUAGUAUGCAAAUUGUAAAUAAAUUUGAAAUUUUUUACAUAGAGACAUUUAGGACUUACAGUAUGCACCAAUUUUUUUUUAGCCUAUUUUCCCUCUUUUUCUAAUAAAAUAUUAAUAUACAAGGAGUGAGAAGAGUAAAGGAUAAGUUACAGGGUAAAAAAAGGAGAUUAGAUUCUUUUGAGGUUUGAGCACAAUUUUUAUUAACAUGAAGAAGCACAGGGCAUUUUAGAAAUGUUUAACAAUUAGGCAGACUAUAUAUAAAUAACAUUCCUUUGACAUAUACGAGUGUGUUCUUUUAUCAUAAAUAUAAAUACAUUUCAUAAAAAAUAAUAAACAAUACUUCAAUGUG
Mytilus trossulus (common blue mussel) is the source of this 6281-nucleotide messenger RNA. RefSeq names its product serine/threonine-protein kinase Nek11-like. Gene Ontology annotation, biological process: protein phosphorylation. Gene Ontology annotation, molecular function: ATP binding; protein kinase activity. The coding region runs from base 447 to 2405 and encodes 652 amino acids. The record is from RefSeq and is a predicted model, not a curated record. NCBI's taxonomy places the organism in Eukaryota, Metazoa, Mollusca, Bivalvia, Mytilida, Mytilidae. The transcript has 14 exons.